This is a messenger RNA of Arthroderma uncinatum, 2481 nucleotides long. Its product is annotated as arabinose-proton symporter. The transcript has 10 exons. Bases 1 to 2481 code for a protein of 826 amino acids. The record is from RefSeq and is a predicted model, not a curated record. Gene Ontology annotation, biological process: transmembrane transport. Gene Ontology annotation, cellular component: membrane. Lineage: Eukaryota; Fungi; Ascomycota; Eurotiomycetes; Onygenales; Arthrodermataceae. Gene Ontology annotation, molecular function: myo-inositol:proton symporter activity.
AUGGCGGAACCCGAGCGUGGCAACGACCCUGCCCCUGAGUGGACGACGCAGACGACUCAGCCAACUCAGCCGGAAACACAGCAAACGACUGAGCGAGCCUUGGCUGAACCAAAAGCCGCAGGCGUUGGCAGCAAUGGAAGCUCUGACAUUGAAGACGAAGAGCGCGGAGAGCCAGAGCGCAUCGACCUCUCCAACAACAUAACUGCCAAAGUGCAAAACCCGCUCGCAAGUAUCCCCAAGAGACGACUCCUCCGCGAUGUUGAUGAGUUCGCGGCCAGGUAUGAGAUAGAGGAUGCCCUGCCCUUGCUGAGGAAGGGUGCCCUCAUAGCAAAGGAUCCCGCAAACUUCGAAAGCGUCGAUGGACUCACCGAGGACGAACGGAACGCCAUCCGCAGAGAAGUCACCCAUAAGUGGCGUCAGCCCUGGUCGAUGUACUUCACCAUCAUCCUCUGCUCCAUCGGAGCUGCCGUUCAGGGAUGGGAUCAAACUGGUUCCAAUGGUGCCAACCUCUCUUUCCCCAAGGCCCUGGGCAUUGAUGAUUCUGAUGGAGCCCCCAAUGCCGAUGUCAACUCGUGGCUUGUUGGACUUGUCAACUCUGGACCAUACAUCGGUUCAGCUUUAUUCGGCUGUUGGCUUUCUGACCCAUUGAACCAGUUUCUCGGUCGCCGAGGUACCAUUUUCGUUUCCGCUAUAUUCUGUGUCCUAACACCUAUCGGAUCUGCCGUGGCCCAAACCUGGCAACAGCUACUGGCAACUCGUCUAUUACUCGGUGUUGGAAUGGGCACAAAGGCUUCGACAGUUCCAAUCUUUUGCGCUGAAAAUACCCCGGCCGUUGUCCGUGGCGGUCUCGUCAUGAGCUGGCAAUUGUGGACGGCAUUCGGAAUCUUCCUCGGGUUUACUGCUAAUCUUGUUGUGAAAGACGCCGGCACUAUUGCGUGGCGCCUACAAGUUGGUUCCGCUUUCAUCCCUGCCGUUCCUCUCGUGGCUAUGGUAUUCCUGUGUCCCGAAUCGCCACGAUGGUAUAUCAAAAAGGGCAAAGUCUCAAAAGCAUUUCACUCUCUGAAGAGGCUGAGAAACCACGAAAUCCAAGCCGCCAGAGACCUGUACAUGAUUUACUCCCAGAUUAAGAUCGAAGCCGAAAUUGCUGGAGAUAGCAACUACUUUACCCGCUUUAUCCAACUAUUUACGAUUCCUAGAGUUCGACGCGCAACGUUGGCUUCAUUCGUUGUAAUGAUUGCUCAACAGAUGUGUGGAAUCAACAUCAUGGCUUUCUACUCGUCAACAAUUUUCAAACAAGCCGGUGCCAGCGAGUCCGAGGCUCUCAUCGCCUCCUUCGGAUUCGGAUUGGUUAACUUCGUCUUCGCCUUCCCCGCAAUCUGGACAAUUGAUACUUGGGGCCGACGUGCUCUCCUAAUCUUCACUUUCCCGCAGAUGACAUGGACAUUGUUGGCUGCUGGUUUCUGCUUCUAUAUCCCAGAGGAAAGCAAGGCGCAUCUUGGACUUAUUGCUUUCUUCAUUUUCCUUUUUGCUGCCUUUUAUUCUCCGGGUGAAGGGCCGGUGCCUUUUACUUACUCUGCUGAAGUCUUCCCACUGUCACAUCGCGAGGUCGGCAUGUCCUGGGCUGUGGCUACAUGUCUGUUCUGGGCAGCGGUACUUUCAGUAUCUUUCCCUCGUAUCAUCCAAACCAUGACUCCAACUGGUGCCUUUGGUUUCUACGCUGGUCUGAACGUCCUAGCUCUGAUAAUGAUCUUCCUCUGGGUUCCUGAAACCAAGCAACGCACCCUCGAGGAACUGGACUACAUCUUCGCCGUCCCAACAACCACGCAUAUGCGCUAUCAAGCCUUCAAGGUUCUACCUCACUUCUUCCGUCGCCAUAUCUUGCGUCAAAAGCAAGCUGAUCUCGAACCCUUGUAUAAAUUCGACGAACUCCAUAGAGACGAUGACAGUGAUGCUCAAAAUAGCAUGCAUGUUGAUAUUUGUCUGCGUCUUCUGCUGCUGGGAGUGAGCAUCACGUGGCCACUCUGCAGAUCCAACUUGCCCUUCUUUGGGUCAGGGUUUGUUGUGGCCGAAUCUCCAUCUCCACGUCCUCCGUCAGCCAUCCAGCCAUCAAACAUCGCCUCUGCUCUUCCUCGCGCCGAGCUGACUCGCAUAUACGGCCCUCGUCUUCAUAGUCGUCUACAUCCACGGCAGCUCUACCCUUCGACCGACGCAACGGGCACCAUCUCAGCUGUUUUCUGGGUUGGACUGUGGGUGCCCGCUUUUUUAUAUGGCGGUGGAGCUUCACAGCAGCUUACUAUCAUCAACAACAUAGCACAGCAGGACACGACACGACACACGCAUACUCCGUACAGCGAACUGCAAUUCGGCCUUCCCUGCGCGCGCAUACCGUACCGGAUACCGCCCCUUCCACUCCGCCAGGACGCCCUCUUGACCGCUCGGUGGACAUUUUGGGAGGAUUCACCUCUCAAAUCUCGGCCCUGA